AGUGUAAACUUUCUAUCUAAUUGGAUUAAAUCUAUAAGUUAAAUAGUUUUCUUACUCCUUUUAGUGGUGGAUUUGAGUUUGAUGAACUUCCAAGUACUCUGGAGUCGGAAGGUGGUGGUCUAAAUGUUGACGAUGAUCUACCCGCUGGUAUGCGUAAAGAGAUUGAUGUAUUAAUCAAAGAGAAUAUGGAACUUGUUGAAAUGAAAAAUGCUCUCAAUGUUGUGAAAGACGACCUACUAGCCAGAAUUGACCAUUUAACAUCUGAGAAUAUAUCAUUACGUGAAUCAGUAGAUAUGUUAACUGAUUCACGUAUUCGUUUACAAAGUGAAUUAACUAAUACUGAUCAAUUAUUAAAUGAUGCACGUUCAGAAUUAAGUCAAUUAACUGAAAAAUUAUCAUUAUAUCAAGAUAAAACAAAUGUAGAAUCAACUAAUUCCGCUCAAGUUAAACGUUUCACACGAUCCGAAAUGGCACGUAUUCUAGCUGAACGUAAUCAUUAUAAAGAACGUUUAUUAGAAUUACAAGAUGCUGUACGUUUUACAGAAACUUUACGUGUCAGUCAAAAAGGACAUCGUGAACUAUUCAUGACUAAAACACCGACAAUACAACAAUAUAAAUUUGAUUCAAAUAGUCCAGUUAGUGGUCCAUUACAAAGUCUACAAAAGUUCUUCUCAUCAUUUACUUCUGGUCAACGUUCUGAAAAUUCAAAUGAAUUAAUUCACAACGUUGGAAAUGAGUUGUCAAUUCAUGGCACAGAUAAUUCCCUAUCAUGGAUUACAUUGUCAACGACAUGUGCUCAUUCCCCGAUUUACGGUUGGGCAACUGGAAAACAAUCGGACCGUAGAUCCAGUUGUAAUAAUAAUAACAAUAAUAAUGGUGGUGUUAUUCAAAGUAACAAUGAUUCUGUUGAUGAUAAUGCACAUUCUAAUGUACCAGUCCCCAUUCAAUGUAGAACAAUUGGUGGUUUGCAUAAAAAAAACUUAGAGAUAUGUACAGCACUUACUGUUCCAAUCGCAUCCUUGGAUUGUAAUUCCAAACCUAAAUAUCAUCUAUGGCUGAUUGGUCGUGGUGGUUCAGGAGAUUAUCCAAAUUCCAAUGAUUCUUCAUUAUCAGUAAAUCGUGGUUAUCUUGGACAAGUGCACAUAUUUGAACCAACAAAAUUCACUCAACCUAUUAAUAGUUUUGAUUUAGAUAAUGGUUUCUUGCCGACAGCAGCUGUUUAUGUAAAAUACAAUGAAGCUGCAUCAACUGCUCCAUCCUCAAUGGAAUUAACCUCAAAUCAUGAAUACAUUGAAUUUACAUGGGAUGUCAAUGAAUCUUAUGAUAAUAAUAGUAGUAGUAAUCUGAAUGAGACAAUUUGUAAUAAGAAUAAUGAUGGUUGCGUAAUUGUAGCGUCAAAUGAUGGACGAUUUCUAGUUUAUAGAUUAUGUUAUAGCAUGAAGUCAACCAGUUCGUCUGAUAUGGCCGGAAAUAAUGACGAUAAUAAUAGUAAUUAUAGUGAGCAAAUUGUUUCAAGUCAUUUCAAUGUUGUUGGCUUACCACAAUUAAUAUAUCGAUUUAAAACAAAUAGUCAAGGUUUAGUGGCUAAUGGGAUGAUUUCACGUGAUAAUUAUGUGUGUAUUGGUCUAUUCAAUUCACUUGGUACAACUCAUAUUGUUUGCUUUCAAUGGCCAUUAACAUUUAUGCAAAAUCAACAUAAUCAUACCGUAAAUACAUCAUCUUCAAUGAUUACUUCUACAUCCAACAAAAUACAAACAAAACAUAAACUCAUUAAUUUACCGUAUGAAUCUUUAUCAACUGGUCCGUUAAUUAUGGCUUCUUCGUUUUCAUCCUCUACUUUGUCUUCUUCUAAUCCUUGUUCUACUGUGAUUGAAAAUAAUAUUUCUUCAAUAAAUGACUAUAUUUGGCUUGGUACAGCUGGUGGUGGUCAUUGUUAUUGUUUAGCCGUCCAAUCUGGUGAUUUUAUAACAAGUUUAGCAUUACCAAAUGAAACUCCAUGUCUACAUGCAAUAUGCAUUAAACCGUCUACAACAGGAUUGGCCGACAUUGUUUGGUUAGCUGUAUCUGGCAAUCCUACAAUUUGUCCAUCAUGUGAGAAAAUUUCAACAUCUACAACCGAUAGUAAUCGUAGUAAUAUUGAUAAUAAAGACAUUGAUGAUGAUGUUAUCGUUAAUCAGAAAAAGUGUCAACAUAAUGUAAAUAGUGGAGUAAGUGUUGGAAUGGCACGUCUAUUAGGAUGUUGUCCUAAACAAAAGUGUAUUCUACGUCAAAUUGAUUUAACUAAUUCAUUGUCUUCAAUGUUAGAUAUGGAAAAUGUUACAGAUCCGAUUGAUUUAACUAUAUGUCGUUUACUUAUUAUACCACUGACUAGUGAUCAUGAAAUAUGGUUUGCUACUCGUUCUGGUCUUAUUGCUCGUUUACAUUUGGAUUACUCCAAGUAUAAACAUUCAUCAAAUGAGGUUGAAUUGUCCAAAACUUCUUCAAUAACAAUCAGUUGUCAUGGUUAUCGACGUCCUGUAUGCAAUUUACUAUUAAUUCAUCAAAUUUGUCAAAAAGCAAUUAACAAUGAAGACUUGAGUUAUUUAAUUGUAUCAGUUGGACAUGAUUAUGUUGAUCUGAGACAAUUUCAAGAACAAUAUGAACAAAAAGAUGAACAACAAACUCAUCUUCCAGUUGAUCAAAUUUCUAGCAUGAGGAUUCAUGUUAAUCGUUCACGUCAAAUGGGUUCAGGUGCUCAUGCUAUUGUUUGGAGACUAACCGAUUUAUCCCAUUAA
Schistosoma curassoni is the source of this 2774-nucleotide messenger RNA. NCBI's taxonomy places the organism in Eukaryota, Metazoa, Platyhelminthes, Trematoda, Strigeidida, Schistosomatidae. The record is from the annotation of a GenBank genome assembly.